Molecule: messenger RNA, 1823 nt
Organism: Stomoxys calcitrans (stable fly)
Lineage: Eukaryota; Metazoa; Arthropoda; Insecta; Diptera; Muscidae
Exons: 5
Coding region: 72-1694 (540 amino acids)
Biological process (GO): maturation of 5.8S rRNA; maturation of LSU-rRNA
Cellular component (GO): Las1 complex; preribosome, large subunit precursor
Molecular function (GO): endonuclease activity
Source: RefSeq, a predicted model, not a curated record
UUGAUUACAACCAACACGUGCAACAUAAAUAAUAUUAAUUUAAUAUUCUUUUAAGAUUUCUAACAAAAGCUAUGGAAUUGGAUAACACCAUAAAUUAUGAAAUGAUGCAGAAUGUCACCGAAAUCACCACCAAACGGCGAACCGUAGUGGGACCAUGGAAAAACAAAUCAGAAUUUCAAAAAGUAUACCAGUGGUUAUUUGGCGAAAAUUAUUCGGCAGCCACACGCCAGCAAGCUCUUGCUGAGAUACGCAUAUGGAAUUUGCGACGCAGCACUCAAUGUCCAGCAGCAGUUUUGGCCACAGCCGUCAUUAUCGAAGUACAACAAAAGGAUCAUCCCGACACAAUAUACUCAGCCGAAGAUUUACAAACAUUGUACGCCAACGCCUUUACACGUUUCUUCAAUUUCAUGUCCUCCAUAAUGCAAACGCACAAUAUGAGAACCAUGUAUCAGACGGCCAAGGAAUUGGGGCUUGAAUCAUUCGUGGUCGAUUUGCGUCACAUUUGUGCACACGGUCAAGUUCUGCCACCAUUGCAGGUGUUGCGAAAUACAGCUGAAUAUUGCAUUGGAUGGCUGCAUGACUACUAUUGGGUAACUCAGUUAAAUAGCAUGUGUGAUGUGGAUGCAACACGUAUACGGCGUAAGGACAAGACCAAUUUUGAUGACAAUGUUUCAGCUCUAUUCGAAAUUUACGAUGCCGCUCUUGAAGGCCACAUGAAGGGUGCAAUGAAUGUAAAAGCCCUUAAACGCCAUUUGCACGGCAAACGUUUUCACAUUGUUAAAGCAUACUACACGGAGAAUAACCUGACAAAUUUACAGGAAAUUUUCGAUCAUAUUGCGAAGAAGUUGCAUUCUCUGGUUAAACGUGAUGUGGCCAUUAAGGAUAUAUCUGAUAUAUAUAUUGCUGCUUUACUCAGAAUGCGAUACUUCUUUACGAUCUUUGGCAUUGAAGAUUCAGCUAAAGAGAUGGAGUCUCUUAUAACAGUUAAUCAAACAUUAUUUCGCAUGUUGGCAAUUUAUGGUUUCCUAGAUGAUUUGUUUUUGGCCUUUAUCGAGAUAGCAGAGAAUCCCAUUGCCGACACAACAAAGCGAUUGGCCUCCAGUUUCUGGGCCGUACAGAUUAUAAAUGGAUUUAAAGCUUUUCAAAAAUGCAAGCAAAUGUACAAAGCGGAAAUGGAUGAGAAUACAAAAAUUAAAGAGCCACCAUUUUCAUACUCCAAUCUCACCGAAAUAUCCGCAGCUACAAGAGAAUUGUAUAUAUACAGUGGAGUUGCCAUGAAGAGAACCUUUUUGUUUGGAGAUCAUUUUCGUCGGCCAUGGGUUUGGGUAUUUGAACGUGACUUUCUAGAGGAGCGCUUGGAAGUUAUCAAUGAAUACACCGCCCCCAUAUUAAAAAAUAUACUGCCGCUUAUAGUACCGACAUUAAAAAGUCAUGAAAUGGAAACAUUUACAAAAUUAAUCGAUUGCUUCUUCAAUGAAAAUAUUGAAGCGGAUAAGCUUCAAAAUAACAGCCCCACAGUUUACACCGUUGAUGAUUUGUUGAAACAUGUAAAAAGCAAUGACGUUUCCGCAAUGGACUUAGAUGAUGAUAAAUUGACAUAUACGUCGCAAUCGAAAACAUAUGGCUUGUGGUCUGUAGUAGAAGAUGAUGAUUGGAAGUCCAGCCCACUUGGUCGUGUUCCUUGGGAACUAUAAAAAAUAUUUGUUUUAAGUUUUAUACCAUAAGACUUUACAUUUGGUUCCACAAAAUUAUUUUUGUAAUAAUUAAAUCCUUAUGCAGACAUUCUAAAAGAAAAAAAUAAAAACAUCUUUUGUGAUGACAAA